UAAGCGGUAACCAAGUAUAUAAACAGAAUCCCUCCACCAUUCUACUUGAACUUGAUAAGCCCCACAAUUUAGACACCAAGAAAAUGGGAAGAUCACCCUGCUGUGAUAAGAUUGGAUUGAAGAAAGGACCAUGGACCUCCGAAGAAGAUCAGAAGCUCUUGGCUUACAUUCAAGAAUAUGGCUAUGGCAGCUGGAGAGCUUUGCCUUCAAAAGCUGGGCUGCAGAGAUGUGGAAAGAGUUGCAGAUUAAGGUGGAUAAACUAUCUUAGACCAGAUAUCAAGAGAGGAAAGUUCAGUCUUCAAGAAGAACAGACCAUCAUUCAGCUUCAUGCUCUCUUGGGUAACAGAUGGUCCGCCAUAGCCGCUCAUUUACCAAAGAGAACCGAUAAUGAAAUCAAGAACUACUGGAAUACCCAUCUUAAAAAACGGUUAAUCAAAAUGGGGAUUGAUCCGGUGAACCACAAGCCAAAAAACGAUACCCUUUUGUCCAACGACGGCCACACAAAAAGCCAUGCUAAUUUGAGCCACAUGGCUCAAUGGGAGAGUGCCCGGCUAGAAGCCGAAGCCAGAUUGGCAAAGCAAUCAAAGAUCCGGUCCAUGACCCAACUCCCAAACAAAAUUAUGUUGUCACUAGCCUCUACAUCUAAGCCACCUCCAAGAUACCUUGAUAUACAAAAGACAUUGAAUGGGAUUUUGGAUCGCAGAGGAGAUUCAGAAUCAUCAUCAUUCACAUCAACAACCAGAUUCAACGGUGGCACAACCGGAUUCAACUGUGGCAACAAUUCAAUGGGGUCUUGCAAUGAAGAACUUGUAUGUGAAGGAUGUGAAGAAGUUGGGGAUUAUAAAGAUGAUGAGAAUGGAAUGGGGUUUAAUGAAUUUAGUAUAGAUAACAUAUGGACAACUGAGCCAUUAAAAUCAAGCAACAACAACCAAGAUGUCAAUUUCUUGGAGCAUUUUACAGAACUUCUGUUAAGCAGCUCAAACUUUACCAAAUUUGACCAUCUAGAUACUGGUUUUGGUUGCAAUGGACCUACUGAAAAUAGCAAGGACUGCUCCGAAGACAAAAACAAGGAUUACUGGGAUAACAUUCUUAAUCUGGCAAAUUCUUCAUCAUCUGACUCUCUUAUAGAUCUGUAAGGUGUUUGAAAGCGUUUAUUUAAAUAAAAAUACAUAGAUCUGUAGGAUUUUGGUCUACAAGAAAAUGCAAUUCAUAUGAAUUCAGCUUC
Messenger RNA from Cynara cardunculus var. scolymus (artichoke), 1225 nucleotides. RefSeq names its product transcription factor MYB106-like. NCBI's taxonomy places the organism in Eukaryota, Viridiplantae, Streptophyta, Magnoliopsida, Asterales, Asteraceae. The transcript has 3 exons. The coding region runs from base 84 to 1136 and encodes 350 amino acids. The record is from RefSeq and is a predicted model, not a curated record.